Molecule: messenger RNA, 1734 nt
Organism: Mauremys reevesii (Reeves's turtle)
Lineage: Eukaryota; Metazoa; Chordata; Testudines; Geoemydidae
Gene: NPEPL1
Product: aminopeptidase like 1
Exons: 12
Coding region: 52-1623 (523 amino acids)
Biological process (GO): proteolysis
Cellular component (GO): cytoplasm
Molecular function (GO): metalloaminopeptidase activity; manganese ion binding
Source: RefSeq, a predicted model, not a curated record
CGGCGCUGCGCGGGGAGGCGGCCGGGCAGGGCCGGGGCUGCGGGCGGGAAGAUGGCGAACGUGCAGCUGGAGUUCCAGGCCAGCGCCGGGGAGGCGGAUCCGCAGAGCCGCCCGCUGCUCGUGCUGGGCCAGCUGCACAACCUGCAUCGCCUGCCCUGGGCCCAGCUGCGGGGCAAGCUGCAGCCGCGGGUCAGCGAGGAGAUAUGGCAGGCUGCAUUAAGCACUCUGAAUCCGAAUCCCACCGACAACUGUCCCCUCUACUUGAACUAUGCCACCGUAGCUGCUUUACCUUCCAGGGUUAGCAGACACAAUAGCCCAUCUGCAGCUCACUUCAUCACCCGCCUUGUUCGAAACUGUCUUCCAGGAGGCAUCAACAGAUGUAUUGUGAUGGUAUGUGAGCGCUCUGAAGUCUUUGCCUCAGCUUGUGCGCUAGCCAGGGCAUUCCCACUGUUCACCCACCGGUCCAGUGCAGCUAGGCGCACAGAGAAGAAAACUGUAAUUGUGGAGUUUUUCCUGGUUGGACAGAACAAUGGGCCCAUAGAAGUGGCCACACUUAACUGUUUGGCAAGUGCUACAGAAGGAGUGAGGCUGGCUGCUCGCAUUGUGGACACCCCAUGCAAUGAGAUGAACACUAACAGCUUCCUGGAGGAAAUCAAAAAAGUUGGCAAGGAUCUUGGGAUUGUUCCAACCAUUAUUCGUGAUGAGGAGCUGAAUGAGAAGGGAUUUGGAGGUAUCUAUGGAGUUGGCAAAGCAGCUGUGCAUCCACCUGCCCUAGCAGUACUCAGUCACACCCCGGAUGGUGCUACACAAACCAUUGCGUGGGUUGGGAAAGGUAUUGUGUAUGACACCGGAGGCCUCAGCAUUAAGGGAAAGACCACUAUGCCUGGCAUGAAACGUGACUGUGGUGGAGCGGCUGCUGUUUUGGGUGCCUUCAAAGCCACGGUAAAGCAAGGCUUUAAAGACAAUCUUCAUGCUGUUUUUUGCUUGGCUGAAAAUUCUGUUGGGCCUAAUGCAACAAGACCUGAUGACAUCCAUGUCCUUUACUCAGGAAAAACUGUGGAAAUCAACAAUACUGAUGCAGAGGGCAGGCUGGUGUUGGCUGAUGGAGUAGCGUACGCGUGCAAGGAUCUCGGCGCUGAUAUCAUUCUUGACAUGGCCACUCUCACCGGAGCUCAGGGAAUUGCCACAGGGAAAUACCAUGCUGCUGUCCUCACCAAUAAUGAAGAUUGGGAGAAGGCCUGUGUUAUCGCUGGCAGGAACUGCGGAGACCUGGUCCAUCCUCUUGUGUAUUGUCCUGAGCUCCAUUUUAGUGAAUUUACCUCUGCUGUAGCUGAUAUGAAGAACUCUGUGGCAGACAGAGACAAUACUCCGAGCUCCUGUGCCGGGCUCUUUAUCGCUUCUCACAUUGGUUUCGAUUGGUCUGGUGUCUGGGUCCAUAUAGACAUUGCAGCACCUGUCCAUGCGGGCGAAAGAGCUACUGGUUAUGGAGUGGCUUUGUUGCUGUCCCUGUUUGGCCGUGCAUCUGAAGAUCCUCUGCUGAACAUGGUGUCCCCUCUGGGAUGCAAUGGAGACUCUCCAGAUGAGGAGAUGGAGAGAGAUUCUAAAAGGCGGCGCCUUGUUUAAUGUUCCCCAGCCCUUACCAACGGGGCGCCUAUAUUACCUCACUUUGCACCGAUCCGUUCUGAAGCAAAGAAAAUACCACACGUGGGGAAACUGCCUUUUUUUUUUUUUUUU